GAGCGAACAACGUCACAAUUGUGGGACUCUACUGAGGAGAGGGAUCAAUGUGGCGGGGCGUUUUGUAAGCAAACUGCGACGAUGCGGCGUACCGAGGCUGACAGGGAGGAGUUGCGAUGGAGAAUGAAGAGACGGCAACCACGUUCUACCAUGAUGAAGUAUUGACGUUUUCUACAGUCGCCUCAAGUACCUCCUCAGCAUCACCGCUGAUGCACCGACCGGCACCACGACAAGCGGAACCUACGCGACAAAGCGUGCAACACGCUACGAAAGGCUUCGAUGUGAUAAAACGAUCCAUCCUAAUGGCGAAGAGAACAAGUCAUGGUGAAGAUGGAAAAGAUCGGUGAACGGACCCCGUCAUCGUCGGCAUCUGGGCUUCACGCCCUGGCUGAAGAUGGCGUGGCAGAGGUCCCAAGCUUGUAUAGGAGACAAGUCGAGCCAGAUUUUCUCACGACAUGAUGCGCCGUCUCAGGAAGUCCACAGGGUUGGGAACGACGAUGGUGAGCCUCGCCAAGCAAAGCGUUGGUGAAGUACUGCAUCUGCGACUACCCUGCCGUUGCGCUCGAUACCAACACGCUUUCCAGUUGCUCUCCAGACUCGCAGCGCUCCCCGCAUUACCAUCCACGACCGUUAAUCACGAGCGCUUUUUUCCCACCCUUGCACGACAAACGAUUGUACGACGCAGGUCGGACACCCAACUCAGCAUCUCUUCAAUUCUAACCGCUCUCCCAGUCAUGUCGUCCCCCGCACUUCCCGCAAUUCGCCGGAGCCACCGCGUCGCUACUGACUUGCACCGCCUGGCCGAGAACGAUCCGCCCGCGAGGAUUCACACGACGCUCGCGAGGCCCGCGACAUGUACAUUUGCGCCCAAAAUUGUCACCUCCCACACCGACCUCGACGAAGGAGUGCUAUACAUGGUCGUCGCCAAACGACGUGAUUCGGCGGUGGAGACCUCGCAUUCGCUCGAUCUCAAGGUUGAUGGAGGAGAGCUGGCAUACACCGCAGUGAGGACUUCGUCCCUGCACGAUGGCGUGACUGGAGGUGUGGCAGAUCCCGCGGUAGUGGACGAGGACGGCUUCGCGCGCGAUGAGCGCGGGUCUGCGAUUGGACACAAGUCGUGAUUGGCGUCGGAGGUUGAUGGAUAAAAGCUGCUCGCGUCUGUUUCGGAGCUUAUGGCAUGGGAUUGGCUACGGACUCUGCAGUGCUCCCGGUGGAAAGGCAACGUUCAUUGGCAUGCCAUCGUGGAUGGAAUGGCGGAUGUUCCUGCUUUCGGCGUUUUCGGCGUUUUCGAUGCUCUAUGGUAUGGCAGCAAAAGCGGGUUCAGCGAUGUAUGCUGCGGCGAAAAGGCAACGACUGGACUGGCUGCGAGCUCUUCGGCGGUUCAUCAAUGCCAGUAACUACGGAACUGGUGCAUCUCGGAGGUCGGAGAAACUCGACAUGUGAUUGGUCGAGAAUGGAAUACAUGUAUUUCAUAUUUUCGGAGGCGGUGGGGGCAACCAGCUG
This is a messenger RNA of Dothidotthia symphoricarpi CBS 119687, 1503 nucleotides long. RefSeq lists its product as uncharacterized. The record is from RefSeq and is a predicted model, not a curated record. Lineage: Eukaryota; Fungi; Ascomycota; Dothideomycetes; Pleosporales; Dothidotthiaceae. The transcript has 3 exons. The coding region runs from base 459 to 1121 and encodes 220 amino acids.